Molecule: messenger RNA, 4326 nt
Organism: Amoebophrya sp. A120
Lineage: Eukaryota; Dinophyceae; Syndiniales; Amoebophryaceae
Source: the annotation of a GenBank genome assembly
AGUUUGACAUCCAGGUCCACCGGGAUUCUUUUAUUUUUCAGCACGAGCCCUCGUCGGAAUGUAUAGUUUGCGGUAAAUAAGAAGUUUACUUUCACCUACUGACCGAAGCAGAGCAAUUGUCUGUUUCUAUUGUGCCUGCUUUACCAACCAUGCGACUUUGAGCCCUUGUAACGCUUCCCCGCACUUGGUCAAUUUCCAAGUUGUGUAAGUACUUGAGUAGCUCCUUUUGUUUCCCUUCUCUUUACAAAAUUUCAUCAUCAAGCUCAACCAUGACGGGCUCGGCCACCUCUUCGUCUGUCACAAACCCGUCUCCACGGGCGCAUCCCUAUGCUAAACCAGGGAAAAAUAUCACAGACCCAGCAGCGCAAACAUCAAGUACUCCCUCAAUCGCGAAGCAGACCACGGACUCCAUCGAAUUAUUUCAGCAGCAGAUUCUGACCGGAAUCCCCCUCGACGAGCUCCCAACCCCACCGCAGAGACUCACGACAAAACCGGUCUCCCGCGCACCGAAAAGGAAGCAGAUUUUGACGAACCGCGAGAAGCAGCUCGCCUUGAAGAACGCUUUGCGGUACUUCCCGCAGAGAUUUCACAAAGACUUAACCGAGGAAUUCGCGACAGAGUUGGAAACCUACGGGCGGAUCUACAUGUACCGUUUCAUGCCGCACUACGACAUGUUCGCGCGGCCGAUCGAGCAGUACCCGGGGAAAUCACUGCACGCGAAGGGGAUCAUGCUGAUGAUCCAAAAUAACCUCGAUCCAAAAGUUGCGCAACAUCCCUACGAGUUGAUCACGUACGGUGGGAAUGGUGCGGUUUUUCAAAACUGGGCCCAGUACUUGCUGACUAUGAAGUACCUCGCGACGAUGUCGGAUGAACAGACGCUCGCCAUGUACAGCGGGCACCCGCACGGGCUGUUCCCCAGCUCGAAAGACGCGCCGCGGGUGAUUGUGACGAACGGCAUGGUCAUCCCUUCGAAAUCGACCCCCGACGACUACGAAAGGAUGAACGCCUUGGGGGUUUCCCAGUACGGCCAAAUGACGGCGGGGAGCUACAUGUACAUCGGGCCGCAGGGAAUUGUGCACGGGACCACGAUCACAUUAUUGAACGCCGCGAGGAUUCUGAAGCAGAAACGAGGAAAAGCCUUCAACCCGGAGAACAAGCCCCUACUUUUCAUCACCGCCGGCCUCGGUGGCAUGUCGGGCGCCCAGCCGAAAGCGGCAAACAUCGCGCACAUGAUCUCCAUUACCGCGGAAAUCGACUCCGUUGCGGCGAAAAAGCGGCAUUCGCAGGGGUGGGUGGACGAGAUCGAAUCGGAUUUGGGGGUGUUGCUGAAGAAGGUGAAGUAUGCCCAGGAUGUGGAGAAAAAGGCGAAGUCCUUCGCGUUUCUGGGAAACAUUGUGGAAUUGUGGGAGUUUUUGGUGCGGGAAAAGGUAGUAAUGUUUUUAAGCAGAGUGAGAAGAGGUCAUUUAAUGUCAGAAAAACAUCCUGCAAUCGCAAUGCUACUUACAUUUGAUUUUGAAAAUAAGAUGAACAAGCCUCGGGGCGAGCCCUGCUGGGCUCGCCUGGGCUUGGGAUUGUCGGUUGCGACCGGUAGAUCGGUGACUGAAUAAACUGCAAGGAGACCGGGAGAGGGGGCCCGAUGUCAGUUUGGAAGCUGGGCGCGUUCGCGCGCCGGCUUUCGACAACCCCGCGCCAGCUGCCUGCCCCGCCCGCGCUACCUCUUUGGCAUCUUGCCGCCCGCUGGCGGCGUGCCGGCUGCUGCUUGCCCCGCCCGUGCCGUCCUCAGACAGGUAGCGAGCCUGCCGGCUGCCCCCGCUACCCUGCCGGCUGCCCCCGCUACCCUGCCGGCUGCCCCCGCUACCCUGCCGGCUGUCCCCGCUACUCUGCCGGUUGCCCCCGCUACCCUGCCGGCUGCCCCCGCUACCCGGCCGGCCGCCCCCGCUACCCCGCCGGCCCCCGCUACCCUGGCGGCUGCCCCCGCUACCAUGCCGCCCCGCUGCCCCCACUACCCUUCCGGCUGCCCUGCCGGUUGCCCCCGCUACCCUUCCGGCGGGCCCCGCUACCCCGCCUGCCGCCCCCGUUACCCUUCCGGCUGCCUUCGCUAGCUUGCCGGCUGUCCGCGCUGCUCUGCCGGCUGCCUGCCCCCGCUACUCUGCCGGCUGCCCCCGCUACUCUGCCGGCUGCCAACCCGCCCCCGCUACCCUUCCGGCCGCCCCCGCUACCCUGCCGGCUGCCCUCGCUACCAACCCUGCCGGCUGCCCCCGCUACCCGGCUGGCUGCCCCCGCUACCCUGCCGGCCGCCCCCGCUACCCGGCCAGCUGCCCCCGCUACCCGGCCGGCUGCCCCCACUACCCGGCCGGCCGCCCCCGCUACCCUCCGUCCCGGCUGCACCCGCUACGCUGCCAGCCGCCCUCGCUACUCUGCCGGCUGCCUCCGCUAGCCUGUCGGCCGUCCCCGCUAGCCUGCCGGCGCGCGGCCGCACGCUAGGUAGCCUGCCGGCGGGCUGCCUUGCGCGUGUUGGUUGUCGCUGGCCGCCGUUCUGCUCAUGGCACGCAGGACCCCCCAGUAGAUAGGUUUUUGCGCCCUUUCCCCUGGCGCAAUCGCUUGGGCUGCUCUAUGGGCCCCCCUUAAGCGUCCCCUUAAAAGCCCCCUUAAAGAUCCCCUUAAGAAUGCCCUUAAAGAUGCCCCUUAAAGAUUCCCCCUUAAAGAAAUCGCCUUAAAACUUUUCGCCCUCAAUCCCCAUGCUAUGGGCCCGAUUUUCUCGUUGCCAAAAGUUUGCGCCAACGCACAUAAGAAAACGCAGCAUACCCUCGGCGCAAAAAUGAACCCCCAUGGUGUCAUCGAUUCCGCGCCCCCCCCCUUUUUUAAGGAGUUUCUUAAGGGGAAGUCUUAAGGGGAGUUCUUAAGGAGUUUGGUCCAUAGGAAUAAGUAAAGGGAAUUGCAUCGUAGUGAAACCCACAUCAGGUCCAUGUCGAUCUCGGAAGCGACCAAUCGUCCCUCCACAUCCCCUUCGCUGGCGGGUACUACCCCGCGGAUUUACCUCUCGACGAGUCCCGGAGCAUCAUGCAAAAAGAUCCGGCGAGGUUCAAGCAACUGGUCGAGAAAACGUUAGUACGACACGCGGCGGCCAUCAACGUCAUGACGGAGGAGAGACAGAUGUACUUUUUUGACUACGGCAACGCGUUUCUGCUGCAGUGCAAGCGCGCCGGUGCCGACAUCAUCGACAAGAACGACGACACGAAGUUCCGCUACCCGAGCUACGUCGAAGACAUCAUGGGCCCGAUCUGCUUCGACUUCGGGUUCGGGCCAUUUCGGUGGGUCUGCUGCAGUGGGAAGGAGGAGGAUUUGGCGACGACCGACGCGAUCGCCUGCGAGGCGCUCGAGCAAGUCGCGAAGACGUCGCCGGUACUUAUUGAAUCAGAGUAAGUGUAGUCGCAACUUAUUUUUUGCAGCCACGCCAGCUGGUUCAAACUGCUCGUGAGGUACAGCUCUUUUCUACGUCUCCUCCCCCCAACCACAUGACCACGGGUCAAUUUAAAUUUCUGCACAAAAUUCUAUCAGGUCGAAAUCCAGCAGCAGCUCCGGGACAACAUUACCUGGAUCAAGGGCGCCCGAGCGAACAAGCUGGUCGUCGGUUCCCAGGCGAGGAUUCUCUACGCGGACGCCGAGGGGCGCAUGAAGAUCGCCGAGGCGUUUAACCAGGCGAUAAAAAGUAAAAAACUGUCAGGUCCGGUGGUCCUCGGUCGGGAUCACCACGACGUUUCCGGGACGGAUUCGCCGUACCGCGAAACAUCGAACAUCUACGACGGCAGCAGCUUCUGCGCAGACAUGGCAGUGCAAAACUGCAUCGGGGACUCCUUCCGCGGCGCGACCUGGGUGUCGCUGCACAACGGGGGAGGGGUCGGGUGGGGCGAGGUAAGUACUUGCUUUUUAAGCGUAGUCGUGACUGGACUUCUCGGUCUUUGUUCUUUCUUUAGACGUGACCACUAGCUCCUACAUCAUAUGUGUUCAAAUCAUAGGGGAGGGAUUAGGAUUAUGUCAACCUCUCCAGCACAACAUCACCAGGUCAUGAACGGUGGCUUCGGUCUUCUUCUCGACGGCUCUUCAGAGGCGUCCACCAAGCUGAAGCGCAUGCUGCAUUGGGACGUCUACAACGGCAUCACCCGUCGGUCCUGGGCCCGGAACCCAAAUGCCGAGUUUGCGGUGGAUCGGGAAAUGAAAGCCAAUCGGGACUUCGCGGUGACCAUGCCGAAUUCCGUUUCGGAGGAGAACGACUUGAAAAUCAAGGAAUUGUACCCGUGUAACAAUACAGCGGCCUCAAAGCUGUGA